AUGGUUCUCUACUGGGUCAUAUUUGUCCUGGCGCUCCCUGGAAUAUGCUUCGCCCUACACAGGCUCUCCUCCCUUGUCAACGCUGAUCAGGUUGCUCCCGUAUACGUUAUAAACCUGCUGGUUUCUGACCUCCUUCAAAUCUCCGCCAAUGCCAUUUGCAGCACACUGAAGGUACAAGGCAUUGAAAACAAAUGUAAUACAGUUAGAAUUCUUUGGUACUUUUACACUUUUGGUUUGCAAGCUAACGUGUUCUUCAUGGUGUACAUAGCAGCAGAGAGAUACAUCAUGAUCGCUCAUGCUUUCUGGUACGUAAACAUACAGAACUUCAGGACGGCAACCGUCGUGUCAAUCACAAUCUGGACCUUCUCAGCCACUAUAUGGACCAUCUCUUUUAUAUUCAUGUUUGCACGAUUCAUUCUGCCUCCUCUGCUGCUUCUCCCGUACCUCCCUGUGCUCUUCUUCUUCGUGGGCUCGUGGCGAGCGCUCUCCAGAACCACAGUGCCCCCUGCUGACCAGCGGCGUGUCAUGGCGGUGUUGGCCCUGGUGCUGUGCAUGUACACAGUGCUGUUCCUGCCUGCUGUUUGGGUGCAGAUUGUGGUGUAUGCAACAGGAAACACCACGUUCACGCCAGCCAUGCACUCUGCGGAGAUCCUGGCAGCACUGAACCCGCUGUUUGAUCUUCUGCUCUACGUCUUCAUGCGUCGUGAUGCUAAAGAGGUCUGCAAAGACCUGAUGUCCUGCUGUCAGAGAAGCUCGUCGCAGAGGACAGAGGCUCAAGUUUACACCAUACAGGAAGGAAGCUCUUCACAAACUACAGAGGGUCAAGUUAACACCACACAGCAGGGAAGCACAACGCAUAGUACAGAGACUCACGCCUGA
Messenger RNA from Engraulis encrasicolus (European anchovy), 879 nucleotides. Its product is annotated as atypical chemokine receptor 2-like. The coding region runs from base 1 to 879 and encodes 292 amino acids. Gene Ontology annotation, biological process: phospholipase C-activating G protein-coupled receptor signaling pathway; positive regulation of Rho protein signal transduction. Gene Ontology annotation, molecular function: G protein-coupled receptor activity. The transcript has a single exon. Gene Ontology annotation, cellular component: plasma membrane. NCBI's taxonomy places the organism in Eukaryota, Metazoa, Chordata, Actinopteri, Clupeiformes, Engraulidae. The record is from RefSeq and is a predicted model, not a curated record.